Molecule: messenger RNA, 529 nt
Organism: Morus notabilis
Lineage: Eukaryota; Viridiplantae; Streptophyta; Magnoliopsida; Rosales; Moraceae
Product: RPM1-interacting protein 4-like
Exons: 3
Coding region: 97-336 (79 amino acids)
Source: RefSeq, a predicted model, not a curated record
UCUGUCUUUCCCUCUCCUCUUCUCUCUCUCUCUCUCUCUCUCUAGACGGUCUUUUUCUUUCCCGGAAAAAAGACAGUUCUUUCCUCGCACGAACUCAUGUCGGAAAAGGGUAGGCCACUACCAAAAUUUGGUGAAUGGGAUGUUAAUGAUCCUGCUUCAGCCGAGGGAUUCACUGUGAUCUUUAACAAGGCUAGGGAUGAGAAGAAGACGGGUGGCAAACCUGAAUCCCCAGGGAAGGUUGAUUCUAAAUCUACUAUCAAGCCUCCAGCAGAUCCCGCCAAACCUCAGUCUAAAAAAUGGUUUUGCUGCAUUCAAGACCCACCUGCAGAAUCAUGAGAAUGUCCUCCCAGUGGAACUUGCUUUCCACGGAAGAUCAUAUUGUUGUAUAACUAGCUCCACCAGAUUUUUACAUACAAAGAUAGGAGCUUUAGGGCAGUGGAUGGGUUGCUGCUGAAAUUUAUUUUGUGCUGUAAAAUUGAGUUGUGGUUGGAGGAGUCAAGAAGACAAGGAGGGGGAAAAAAAAAGGAAA